This is a messenger RNA of Rotaria sp. Silwood2, 921 nucleotides long. NCBI's taxonomy places the organism in Eukaryota, Metazoa, Rotifera, Eurotatoria, Philodinida, Philodinidae. The record is from the annotation of a GenBank genome assembly.
AUGGUUUUUUCGUUUAGAUCUUUAUUACAUGAUCGUCGUCGAUUAGCAUAUGGAAUUUUACUUAUAAUUAUUCUUAUUUUUCCAUUUUUACCAACAGUUGGUACAAUUAAAAUAACAUUAUCAUGGUGUACUGUAUUAUCUGGUAUAAUAAUAUUAAUAUUACAUUAUCUUUAUUUUAAAUCUGAAUCUCAUCAAUUAUAUAUUUAUUAUAUUCAACGUAUUUGUUUAAUACUUGCUAUAAUUAAUAAUUAUUUUGUACAUUACUUAUCAAUUCGUUCAUCAUUAAUUCAUAUUCUUAGUUGGAUAAUUUUAAUAAUUUCAUGUUUUUUACCAUUUUUUUCUUCAUCAAUAUAUCGUUUAAAACGACUUAUUAUUAUAUAUACAUCAAUUUUAACAAUUUAUAUAUUACUUUCAACACAAUAUGAAUCAUUAUUUGUUUUAUUUCUUUGUUUAUUAAUGUUAACAUGGAUUAUAACAUAUGAACAACAAGGAAAUAUUCGUUUAUUUACAUUUCAAUCAUUACUUUUUAUUUUUCUUGCUUUUUUUGGUACAGGAAAUUUUGCAUCGAUUAAUUCGUUUGAUCCAUCUAUUGUUUAUUGUUUUUUAACAAUAUUUAAUCCAUUUUUAAUGGGUUCUGUUAUUAUAUUUAAAUGUAUAUUACCAAUACUUAUAGUUACAUGUGCAACAGCAUAUGUUAUAAAAAAUCCUGAUAUGAUUAAAAAUUUUCGUUUAUAUACAUUAAUUAUAUGUGAUUUAUUAGCACUUGAAUUAUUUUUUUUUAUUAAAACUGAAGGUAGUUGGUUAGAUAUUGGUGAAAGUAUAAGUCGUUAUGUUAUACUUAUGGCAAUGAUUGUUAUUUUAACAACAUUUCAUUUUCUUGCAAGUUUAUUAUUAAAAAAAGAAUUAUAUUUACCUAAAUAA